Cucurbita pepo subsp. pepo (vegetable marrow) is the source of this 2014-nucleotide messenger RNA. Lineage: Eukaryota; Viridiplantae; Streptophyta; Magnoliopsida; Cucurbitales; Cucurbitaceae. The record is from RefSeq and is a predicted model, not a curated record.
AUGAACCAGCAGCGAGCCUUCUCCCUCUACCACACCCACAUCAAGCUCCUGGGUUUCGACCUUAAUUCACUCGCGCAAAGCUCUUCUUCCUCCUCCUCCGAUGCCGUUUCCUUCUCUCGCAGAGGCUAUGCCGUUUCUUGUGUUGAGGUCGUCGGCGUUGUGGUCUUCCGUGACCUGAAACCCAACAGGUUUCUUAGAUUUUCCGUCGACGAUGGCACAGGCUGUGUUAGCUGUAUCCUGUGGCUAAACCAUCUCACGUCGCCUUAUUUUGCCUCACGCCACCAGCCAGAUGUUCGAAUAAUUGGAAAUAUGGCGACCCAUUUCGCAGCCCAAAUUAGGGUUGGGAUUGUUGCUAGGGUUCGAGGGAAGGUUAGCAGCUAUAGGGGAGUGGUGCAGAUCACGGUGUCAGAUGUUGUGGUUGAGAACGACCCAAAUGCUGAAAUUCUGCAUUGGUUGGAUUGUAUGAGGUUGGCUCUUAAGUGUUAUGACCUCUCCCCUGCACCUAAGUAGCUGUAGAUUCCAAUGGUUUUAAAAUGCUAUCUCUUCUAGUCUUGUGCUUUUCUUUUUUCUGAAUGCAGUGAAGAUUCCGCUCUUUGUUGCUUUUGUUUUCUCUUAAAGUUGAGUUUACUGUACAAGAGAUUGGUCUUUGGAAUGAUUAUAUAAUAAAAUAUGAAAACUAGUAGCUACUGCCUGUGUUUACUGUUUAGUUUGAUGAAAGCUGCUGAAGUUCAACGAGGAAAUUAAUGAGAAAUAACCAAUUGACCAUUCUUUUCUGCAUUGGAUAUGAUCAAAUGGAUGGUGUGAGUAUUAAUAAACAGCAUAAACAUAUCAGCCCAUACCACAGCUGCGACAAAUUUGAUCCAUUCGCUACAUCAAGUAGCAAUGAAGAUGUUAGUUUAUAUAGCAUGAUUUCUAGAUGUAUGGGCCUCCAAAACUUUUAGGCUUGCUUUCUUUUAGCUUUUUUCUUAUGGAGUUGAUUCUUUUUCAGUGAAGGAUCCUUUUGAAAGAAAGAUAUGGGUAGUGGGGAUUUUCUUGUUUCAAGCAGGGUAUGCGCAGGAUGAACAAUGAAAAGUCAGAAACAAACGAGUCAAUGUUUGUGGGGGAAAGAAUGGCUUAUGAACACAGAUGAAAGAAUAGGGAUGUCAAACAAAUUCAACCACCCUGAUAGCUCGAUCACUUUUACUCAAACUAUUUUGGUUUGAUUGAUUCAAGUUUGACAUGAGUUGAAUUUUUCGUGAGUGUAACGGCCCAAGCUCACCGCUAGCAGAUAUUGUCCGCUUUGGGCUUUUCCACGCGUAUGUUAAGGAGAGGUUUCUACCUCCUUUAUAAGGGUGUUUUGUUCUCCUCUCCCAACUAAUGUAGGAUCUCUCAACGAGGAUAUAAAUGAUUGGAUACAACAUCUUCUAUACCGAAUAGGAUAUCCGUUUUUUUUGUAUGUCAACAAUGAUUGGAUAAUUGACUAAGACUUAUGCUAUUAUCAUCUGAACUUGGAUACGUGAUUGAUUGAGAUUGAUUGAAAUUUAUGUUGGUAUCAAAUGAAGUUAUUAGAUAUAUGAUUGGUAUGUUUGUUGAAGCAAAUUAGACUUGAAACACAACCAAAUCUGGAACUGGUUUAUAUGCAUUGAACCUCAUGAGUAUUGCCAAAUUGUUGCAUGAAAUUUAGUGGCUCUAGAGAAUAGACAGUCGAUUAAAAUAAUGAAAGAAACCAGUUGCAAUGUUCUUGCUUUGAAUUUAGUGGCCUUUCAGGUAGCUCAGGUGGCUAUAAAACACAUCGGUCGAGCUGUCUCAGACCUUGGUGGCUACGAUCAAAACCAAAGAAGACGGUGGACAAAUACCGAAUGAUUUGAUGGGCCUACUCCAGUCGAACAAAUAUAUUAUCAAUUCGAACAUAGUUCAAUUUUUCUUAUUAGAUUUUGUUAAAUGAGAUGGGUCGGGUCGCUUUCAAGUUGUACAUCAACCCAAAUGAUUGAUUGGAUAAUUAAAGGAGACGAAAUAAAAUAUUUUACUUGCACAA